This is a messenger RNA of Alternaria conjuncta, 606 nucleotides long. RefSeq lists its product as uncharacterized. The transcript has 3 exons. NCBI's taxonomy places the organism in Eukaryota, Fungi, Ascomycota, Dothideomycetes, Pleosporales, Pleosporaceae. The record is from RefSeq and is a predicted model, not a curated record. The coding region runs from base 1 to 606 and encodes 201 amino acids.
AUGGAUACGCUCCUAGAAUCACCUGUCCUCACCAUCACUGCGUACAAAAGCGAAGUGGAGAGCCUCGGGGGCCAAGACUCUCCUGAACUAUUAGACAUAACUUGGGUGAAGGAGAACAAAACGUUCGAUCGCACGUACAUGGAGCUCUACGGCAAGUGCCAGAACACGGAGGACUAUAAAUGGGGAUUCUCACUUUUGCAGCUCAUCAUCAGCAUGGUACUGCUGCUCGCAUGGACAGUCGGGAUCUACAUAAUGUGGAUCUACACACAUUUCACUAUUGCGUCCAACAACGGCCAUUUCGAGGAAGUCUCUGGAGAAUAUCGCGCAGUCCUCAAGUUGGCAGCAGCUAUGAGGAUAGAGCUCGAUAUCGAGGACACUGAUCUUUCAGUGCUUAGAGAAAAACAACUGAAAGAAAGGGUUGACAAAGAGAUACAGGGCGGCACAGUCUUCCACGCAUAUCCCGACUCCACGCUGAAGACUCAUAGUAUUCGGGAAGGCCUCAAAACUUGGUUCAAGAAGGAUAAAUGGUGGUUCUUGGCUAUGUUGGUCGAUCUCUCAUUAUCCUACUUCACAGCCUUGUGGCUGGACUUAUUGUGGGCACUCUGA